Molecule: messenger RNA, 1527 nt
Organism: Sardina pilchardus (European sardine)
Lineage: Eukaryota; Metazoa; Chordata; Actinopteri; Clupeiformes; Clupeidae
Gene: ppp1r3g
Product: protein phosphatase 1 regulatory subunit 3G
Exons: 1
Coding region: 33-857 (274 amino acids)
Biological process (GO): regulation of glycogen biosynthetic process
Cellular component (GO): protein phosphatase type 1 complex
Molecular function (GO): protein phosphatase 1 binding; glycogen binding
Source: RefSeq, a predicted model, not a curated record
GGGCUCCGUUCCCUGUGUUCGUGCUUUCGGGGAUGUCUAUUCGCUGCUAUCCACAAGUCAUGGACACUAAUCCAUCAAACUCUUUCGUUCCCCCCGAACUGCCUGCUGCUUUUCAGGAGUUCUCAACGUCAUCGCGCAGAGAGGAGGACAAGCCAUUAGACAUCGAGUCAACUGAUGACGACCAGUGUCCAUUCGAUCUGCAGAAAAGCAGUCUUAAAGACCGUCGAAGAGCCAAGUCCUUACCUGUAUCGGCAGAACAAGCGUGCCUUUUCGAGAGCUGCGCAAAGAGAGUACAGUUUGCAGACACGUUUGGACUCGACUUGGCGAAUGUGAAGCACUUCAAUGUCACCGAGGAUCCACAUGUCCCAUCCAAAGUCUUCAGUAGACUGAAGAGCUAUCCUCAUGAGGAGAAAGAUGGCAGAGUCGUCGACCUGUGCGACUCAUUUUCAUCUUCUUUAAAACUGUACCGUUUGAAUCCAACUUUCACAAUGCCUGUUGAAUCAGAGGACUUCGACAUGCGUCUCCAGCAAUUUGGGGUUGCAUUAGAGAGAGUGUCUAUCACUCAUUUUGACGUUAAUGGUGUAAUUCGAGCGAUGAAAACUGAUUCAGCACAGAAAGAAGUCGGGGUGAGGCAUACAUUCAAUGACUGGAUGACUUUUGUGGACACGAAAGCGGUGCUCCAGUCUAGCAAAGCGGAACAAGAACUUUGGAAUCAAUUUGUGUUUACUCUCUACAUACCUCCGUAUAUGAACCCAGGCUUCUCUGUGCAGUUUGCUGUGUACUAUCUCACCGAUCAAGGACACCUCUGGGACAAUAAUGCAGGCCAGAAUUACACCCUCAGAUGGGAUAAUACAUAGGAUUUCAUACUUUCAUACUUUCAUACUGUAUUAACAGGGGAGUACCUAAUUGACCACUGUCAUUAUUAGCACUACAUUUUAAACAUGUAUAAUUUCCAAGAGGCAAUACAUGAUACCUUGAAACAUACGUUUAUCUUAUGCCUGUGCUUAUGUUUUGACCUGAAACAGAUUAAUGCAUGAACCUAGAGGAGGGAGAGUAGGGAAGGGGGGGAAAAACCUGCAACAAAGUAUUUAGUAUUACAUCUUUAAUAGAUAUUUUGACAUACAUAAUCUUGACAUGGACAACAAAAGAUAACUAUAAUAAUAUACAUCUAAAUGUACACUUUACUUUUGGUAUAUGUAUACAUGGCAGGUUGCAUAACGAGUGCAUGUGUGGCUGAUGCCUAUACAUUAAACCUUUUCUGCUUCUGGUCCCCAAUCAAAACCAUUAGCUUGGUUGUCAGAAAUGCCUGCUUGCUUGAUCCUCAACAACAGUCUUCUGGGUUGUGUAGUACUGUCCAAUGGACACCUGAAAGUACAACAGUGUGUGACUUUUUUUUUUGUAAGAAUGUGUUUGACACAUAAGGCUUGCACAUGUGUUCAUCUCAGCACUAUUACAAACAAGGAAAAGUUGGGACCGAUAAAGCAGACCAACUUUUACUCAGCGCUUGUUUUUAAUUUGUUCUCAGUC